Messenger RNA from Bufo bufo (common toad), 3585 nucleotides. It is a transcript of the gene MAU2, whose product is annotated as MAU2 sister chromatid cohesion factor. Gene Ontology annotation, biological process: maintenance of mitotic sister chromatid cohesion; mitotic sister chromatid cohesion. Lineage: Eukaryota; Metazoa; Chordata; Amphibia; Anura; Bufonidae. The coding region runs from base 27 to 1841 and encodes 604 amino acids. Gene Ontology annotation, cellular component: SMC loading complex; chromatin. The record is from RefSeq and is a predicted model, not a curated record. The transcript has 19 exons. Gene Ontology annotation, molecular function: double-stranded DNA binding; protein binding.
CCAGGGCCUUGUUGUUGGUGUCAGUGAUGGCGGCUGCGGCGGUAGUAGCUCCGCAGGCUGAGGCCUCGGAGUCCUGGUACUUGGCGUUGCUGGGUUUCGCAGAGCACUUUCGCACUUCUAGUCCCCCGAAAAUCCGUCUGUGUGUGCACUGCCUGCAGGCCGUCUUCCAGUUCAAGCCGCCGCAGCGCAUCGAGGCCCGGACUCACCUGCAGCUCGGCUCCGUCCUGUAUCACCACACGAAGAACAGCGAGCUAGCCCGUCAGCACCUGGAGAAAGCGUGGUUAAUUUCUCAGCAAAUUCCUCAGUUUGAAGAUGUUAAGUUUGAAGCUGCAAGCCUGCUGUCUGAGCUGUAUUGCCAGGAGAAUUCCGUGGAUGCCGCCAAGCCUCUUCUACGUAAGGCAAUCCAGAUCUCUCAACAGACGCCAUACUGGCAUUGCAGGCUUCUCUUCCAGCUCGCACAACUUCACACACUUGAAAAAGAUUUGGUGUCAGCAUGCGAUCUUCUUGGAGUUGGCGCAGAGUACGCACGUGUGGUGGGCUCUGAGUAUACCAGAGCAUUGUUCUUGCUGAGCAAAGGAAUGCUUUUGCUGAUGGAACGAAAGCUACAAGAAGUACACCCCCUGCUCACUUUGUGUGGACAGAUUGUGGAGAAUUGGCAGGGCAAUCCCAUUCAGAAAGAGUCUUUACGGGUUUUCUUCCUGGUUCUUCAAGUGACACAUUAUUUGGAUGCAGGACAGGUGAAAAGUGUGAAGCCAUGUCUCAAACAACUACAACAAUGCAUUCAAACCAUUUCAACACUUCACGAUGAUGAAAUUUUACCCAGCAAUCCAGCUGAUCUCUUCCACUGGCUGCCUAAAGAGCACAUGUGUGUCCUAGUUUACCUGGUGACAGUCAUGCACUCCAUGCAGGCAGGAUAUCUUGAGAAGGCUCAGAAAUACACAGAUAAGGCCCUAAUGCAGCUGGAAAAGCUCAAAAUGCUGGAUAGCAGCCCGAUUUUGUCCUCCUUCCAAGUAAUUCUGCUGGAGCACAUAAUAAUGUGCCGUCUGGUGACAGGCCACAAAGCCACCGCCUUACAUGAGAUCUCUCAAGUCUGCCAGUUAUGUCAGCAGUCACCCCGGCUUUUUUCUAACCAUGCGGCCCAACUUCACACGCUGCUGGGUUUAUACUGCAUCUCUGUGAACUGUAUGGAUAACGCAGAAGCACAGUUUACAACGGCGCUGAGGCUCACCACACACCAAGAGUUAUGGACUUUUAUAGUGACAAACUUGGCAAGUGUUUAUAUUCGGGAAGGAAACAGACAACAAGAGCUUUAUAGUUUACUGGAAAGAAUUAACCCAGAUCAUAAUUUCCCUGUGAGCUCGCACUGUCUCCGUGCUGCUGCCUUCUAUAUACGGGGGCUCUUUUCUUUCUUUCAAGGCAGAUAUAAUGAAGCAAAGCGAUUUCUGCGAGAGACUUUAAAGAUGUCAAAUGCUGAGGAUCUGAAUCGAUUAACUGCGUGCUCUUUGGUGCUUCUUGGCCACAUCUUCUACGUACUAGGAAAUCACAGGGAGAGCAACAAUAUGGUUGUUCCAGCCAUGCAGCUGGCUAGCAAGAUUCCAGAUAUGUCUGUACAGCUAUGGUCAUCCGCUCUGCUUAGAGACCUGAAUAAAGCAUGUGGAAAUACAAUUGAUGCUCAUGAGGCUGCACAGAUGCACCAAAACUUCUCCCAGCAGCUGCUACAGGACCACAUAGAAGCCUGCAGUCUUCCAGAACACAAUCUCACAACGUGGACAGACGGGUCACCACCUGUGCAGUUUCAGGCUCAGAAUGGCCCGACUACCAGCCUGGCUAGCCUCUUGUGAAGACAAAGUCCUUCAGUGUAUAACGGACAGACCCAGCACUUGCUGUAGAGGAUUUUUCUCUUCAUCCAAAACUGUGGAGAGUCUACAACUGCAAGAAAAUGCACAAUGCAGUUGAGAUGAAGGGAUGUUUUGUUCUGGACUUGCAAACAGGAUGGAAAGGAAUUUUAUGUCCUCCGUUCAGUGACUCUGGAAUUAAGAGACCGAUCUAUCUACAUGCUGCAAAAUUUUGACACUCCCUUGUCUGCAAGUAAUUGCUCCCCCCGAGUGUAUGCUGCGUGGAAAAGGUCAAGCUUUCCCAACAGCACGAUAAGGGGUUAAAUUACCUUGGAACAAUAUUUUUGUGCUAUAUUUAAUAUCUGCCUUCAGCUUUGUUUCCCUCUACUGAAUAGAUUUAACAGAGAAGGGCAUUUUUUAAAUUUUAUAUCCAUAAAUAUUAUAUAUAUAUAAUACUUAAGUUUAUCAAUGUUUUAAAACUUUUCUGUGCACAAAAAUACGGUUUUGUUGGGCUAGGGGAGGUUUAUUCUUUCCCUCUUUCAUUCCCCCUUUUGGAUAAAUUAUAUUUUCACGGGAAUGGUUUUGAUAUUUGAUAUAGUUUUGUAGGCAAGCAUUACACAGCCGUGACGACAGCAUAGAGGUGGCCAAAGGAUUAGGCAUCAAGUCAUGUGACUUAGGGUACGGCCACACGGUCAGGCUUCUUCAUGCAGUUUUGGAAGACAAAACCAGGAAAAAGUUAAAAAAAAGAGAAGUAGCCAUAUCUGUCCUUUAUACUUUCUCUCCUUUUAUGAUCCACUCCGGAUUGUGGCGGUCACACUGCAUUAAGAUACCUGACCGUGUGGCCGCAUCUUCAAGUAACUUGAACUGAUCAAGGCAUGUCGUCUUUUAAUUAUCAUGAAGUAUUUAAGUUUAUUUAUCAUGGCAAUACUCAUAAGUAUUCAUACUCAAGAGCUCUACAGAUGAGCCUAGUGAUUGUGGUUCCAAAGCUCACAUGUUUCGGCAUCAUUGUGUCACCAUGUUAACCCCCUGGAUAAGAUGAGCUCUUCUCAAUUAAUUGCGUAUAAUGGCGGUCCUUCAUACAUUUUUAUUUGAUAACCUAUGGUACCUUCUGCAUGAAGGUUUAUACUUUUACAAUAGAAGGCAUCUGUACAAACACUGGAGGUACUGGAUGUGUCCAGCAAGGUAGCAGUCACCUCCUGGAGACAUUUUGUGAAGGACAUGUCUCUUAACUUGUUUACAGUUUUAUCCUGUGUUUGUCAUGGUCUUGUGCCUUUUUAUUAAACGAUAUGAGGUGUCAACUUCUAACAGCAUUCCACCGUGUAAAUCUACAUUGAGUAACUAGGCAAAUGCUUUACCGUAUUUUGUUUUGUAUCUGGUUUUUAUUUUCCGUUUAUAUCCAGAGCUGUGGUCAUCACUUGGGAUGAGCGAAUCUACUUCGGAUGACACAUCCGAAGUCUAUUUGCAUAAAACUUCGUUCCAAUACUGUACGGAGCAGGGGCUUUGGUAACAGGAAGUAGAAUUCUGACUGCAGCUUUGGGUGUGAACUAAGAAAACGCCCUAUAACCAAAAAAAAAGCAAGGUAUUUUAUUUUUAUUUUUUUGUAAUAAUAUGUUGAGAUAAGAACAGACCAACAUGUGUAAGGGCUCAUGCCCACGAUCGUUGCCCCGCCGUGGCCGUAUUGCGGCCUGCUCACUUGAAUGGGUCUGGAGAUACGGAACCCCACGGGAGUGCUUCCGUGGGGCUCCGUUCC